Messenger RNA from Hyla sarda, 822 nucleotides. RefSeq names its product microtubule-associated serine/threonine-protein kinase 1-like. Gene Ontology annotation, molecular function: ATP binding; magnesium ion binding; protein serine/threonine kinase activity. Lineage: Eukaryota; Metazoa; Chordata; Amphibia; Anura; Hylidae. The coding region runs from base 154 to 822 and encodes 222 amino acids. The transcript is spliced from 6 exons. Gene Ontology annotation, biological process: protein phosphorylation. The record is from RefSeq and is a predicted model, not a curated record.
AUGUACAGCUGGUAUAAGUUAUAUAUCUCCUGUAUAUAGUGAUAUGGACCAUGCAUGAGAUGAACUUCACAAACCUUCCAUUUUUAGGUGAUAUAUGAACAUAGAACAUGAUCCUCCCAGGAUGGGGUAAUUUAAUGACACCUUCCCAUUUAGAUGGGAUAUUUUUCUCCCUUCAUACAGGACCACAUAGGGGGAAGCCCUAUGGACAGUCCUCGGAAUUUUUCCCCAAGUGCAGCGGCUCACUUCUCAUUUGCCUCUUCUCGCAGCAGAACAGAUGGCCGCCGCUGGUCUCUCGCUUCUCUUCCAUCAUCCGGAUAUGGGACGAAUACUCCAAGCUCUACUGUUUCGUCCUCCUCCUCUUCUCAGGAACGCCUUCACCAGCUACCAUUCCAGCCCACUUUGGACGAGCUCCACUUUCUAUCCAAGCAUUUCGGCAGUACAGAGAGUAUCCCUGAUGAUGACGGUCGUAGGUCCCCUGCGGUCCGGCCACGAUCUCGAAGUUUAAGCCCUGGCCGGUCACCUUCCUCUUACGACAACGAAAUCGUGAUGAUGAACCAUGUGUAUAAAGAGAGGUUCCCCAAGGCCACAGCUCAGAUGGAGGACAGGCUCCGCGUAUUUAUCUCCAACUUUUCUCCUGAAAACGUCCUGCCCCUGGCCGAUGGCGUCCUGAACUUUAUCCACCACCAAAUUGUGGAGCAUGCCAGGGACUGCCUGACACGGAGCACCGAGGGGAUGAUCACCAGUCCCUACUUCUACCAGCUGCAGGAUAACCUGGACAAGCUGCUGCAGGACGUAAGAUGCCAGGGAGAGGGAGAGGAAUGA